This is a messenger RNA of Suillus plorans, 363 nucleotides long. RefSeq lists its product as uncharacterized. The transcript has 6 exons. The coding region runs from base 1 to 363 and encodes 120 amino acids. NCBI's taxonomy places the organism in Eukaryota, Fungi, Basidiomycota, Agaricomycetes, Boletales, Suillaceae. The record is from RefSeq and is a predicted model, not a curated record.
AUGGAGAAUGGCGAUAGCGAGUGUUGGGAAAAAAGAGUGGUAAUAUUCGCAAUGUCAACUAAGAACUACGAAAUAUCAGGUCAGUCCAAUAUAUAUGCGAAAGUAGUGGCGGAGUAUUUCGGAUCUGAAGUACAUGUAAAUAAACAUGAGGCGCUGCGGACUAUGGGAAAACAUGUAAUAGCGCUGGCUACGAUUGGGGCUAGCAAGACAGGACGGGACACGGAUAGGACAAGUGCGCGGGAAAAUAUCAGGUCCGAUGCGCGGGAAAUGUCAGAUUGUGCUAUACUGCAUGCAUGCGAUACUUACAAGUCUGUCGUCGCCGAGUUGAGGGCUGUAGAUGACGCGAGACACUGUCUGGUUUAG